Molecule: messenger RNA, 483 nt
Organism: Aphanomyces invadans
Lineage: Eukaryota; Oomycota; Saprolegniomycetes; Saprolegniales; Verrucalvaceae
Exons: 4
Coding region: 1-483 (160 amino acids)
Source: RefSeq, a predicted model, not a curated record
AUGCGCGCCGCCGGAAAAGAGCACCUCGAACGCAGCACCCUCACCACGUUUGCCGAGUUUAGCCGAGGCAUUGGAUCGAAAAGCACCGUGUUGGAAGACGUCGACACUGGCAACUAUGACAUGCCGAAUCCGUCCGAGACUCUCCCAUUUCGCACAUCCAACAGAGGCGGCGUCGGGUUUGCAUGUCGAAUCCUCGACACGUUGAUCGCUAACGUGCCACUUCCGACUCCAACGUGCCAAACGAAUCCAAACAAUCCGAGUUACCGGGUCGCUGCACCGAAUGGCCAACAUCCUUUCCCUGUGGCGUGUGCAGGGUUUGGCGAAGCGGCCAUCACGUCCCCCCACAUUUCGACGCCUCCGCCGGAAGCGUCCAACGGCGGCGGGCCACGCGUGCCUUCGUACACGAAUUGCAUCUUGUUUCAUUCCGUCAUGAAUGUCGAGGCAUGGUGGCUGCAAGUGGAUGCCGGGGUGGUGUGCCCAUGA